AUGGCAUCCUCACCGCGAUCGUCCAGUGCAUUGCCGGCGCACGUCGUGGUCUUUCUGGACGCGCUGCCGUCGCAAGUGCUUGGCGCAUCGCUUCGCGCACUGCGUACGCUGCUCUCGCGGCCUGGCCAGUUUAUGCACGAGUGGCCCAAACCGUGCUUCCUCGGUCUUGUCGACGACGACGAGGACCUUGCAUCGGCCGCCUUGCCCGCCUACGAGGCCAUUGACGAUUUUUUUGUACCCAGCACUUUUCUAGGCCCCGACGUGUUUAACGUUAGCACUUUUUUGUCUUCAUGGGCCCACAAGAUGACGGCCAUCGACGUCACGUUCAGCGCCAACCACAUCAACAAAGCGGUCUGCCAAGCGUUACGUCGCUGCACGCGCCUUCGCGAGGUCUCGUUGGACUCGUCGCCAAGGAUGACGCACGUGUUUCAAGCGGUGGCGCAUCACGUGUCCAGACUCAACGUGGUGAUGACGCGAGGUGACGCCGUGGACUGGACACCGCUGGUGACGUCGUGGCUCGCGAGUGGCCACGCCGAGCACUUGAGUCUGCGCUGCAUCCCAGUCGCCACCGAUGCCCUCGCGCGCGCCGUCAGCCGGACGCCGACGCUGCGCAGCCUUGCGAUCUUCGCGUGCGAUGACGUUGUCGAGCAGCUACUUGGUAUCGGGGAGUCUCUGCGCCACCUCACGCGCUUUAGUUUCGGGACCAAAGUGCUUGUCCUCGUGGGCCGACUUCUCGAUUUCGUCGACAUCCGCUCGCUAACGUCGGUCACGCUCUCCUGCAGCAUGCCGCUGCAUCCAGUGUUUUACACGCUGUGUGGCUCGCCCGCGCUUGAAGAGCUCGUCUUGCGCUGGUGCUCACUCACCGUUCGCAACGAUGACGACGUCGUCGGACACUGGUCGCGACUCCGCGUCGCUCGGUUUGAUGGCGUGGACUUUAGCGCCGACGUCUUUGACACUCUAUUGGCGAGUCUCACGUCCUCGCAGGUUUUGGAGCACAUGGGCUUUCACGACUGCAGCACUGUCUCUGUUGUGCCGUCGGGGUUCACUGCCGACGCAAGGUCUGCUCUUGAUGAGGAUGCACCGCUCUUCAAAGGCAAAACGAAAAACUGA
Molecule: messenger RNA, 1110 nt
Organism: Saprolegnia parasitica CBS 223.65
Lineage: Eukaryota; Oomycota; Saprolegniomycetes; Saprolegniales; Saprolegniaceae
Exons: 1
Coding region: 1-1110 (369 amino acids)
Source: RefSeq, a predicted model, not a curated record